Molecule: messenger RNA, 969 nt
Organism: Rhea pennata
Lineage: Eukaryota; Metazoa; Chordata; Aves; Rheiformes; Rheidae
Gene: PHLDA2
Product: pleckstrin homology like domain family A member 2
Exons: 2
Coding region: 85-483 (132 amino acids)
Biological process (GO): positive regulation of apoptotic process
Molecular function (GO): phosphatidylinositol phosphate binding
Source: RefSeq, a predicted model, not a curated record
GCGCGGCUCGGCCAGUACCGCCGGAGCCGGGGCCGCAGCGGGAGGGAGCCGGGGCCGGAGCCGGAGCCGCCGCCGCCGGGGAGGAUGAAGAUGCCAGCCGAGGUGAUCCGCGAGGGCGAGCUGGAGAAGCGCAGCGACAGCCUCUUCCAGCUGUGGAAGAAGAAGCUGGUGGUGCUGACCAAGGACAGUCUGAGCCUCUUCCCCGACGGGCACAAGCGGGCCAAGGGCAAGGAGCUGGGCUUCGGCUCCAUCCUCAAGGUGGACUGCGUGGAGCGCACGGGCAAGUACAUCUACUUCACCAUCGUCACCAAGGACCGCAAGGAGAUUGACUUUCGGUGCCCGGACCAGAGCUGCUGGAACGCCUCCAUCACCAUGGCCCUCAUCGACUUCCAGAACAAGCGGGCCAUCCAGGACUUCAAGAGCCGCCAGGAGAUGGAGCAGGCGGCGGGCACCCAGGAGCGGCGGCUGGCCCGGGCGCCCUGAGCCGCCGCAGCGCCCCGCACCAGAACAUACCGCUGGCUGGUAACCAGAUCAAGUGUCUUGGACUGAAAUGGGACAGGGUACCAAUGAAGGAAAGCGAAGACGAAAGCUGGAAGCCGCUUGGUUCUCUCCAAGCCUGUUGAGGCUGCUGAGCAAAGAGCCCCGAGCUUUGCCUGAGAUGCAUUUUUAAAAAGAAGAAAAAAAAAACAAAACAAAAAAGGAAACCAAAGACUUUCGAAAGGACUUCUAGCAAAGCGCCCACGUGUUUUGAGUGGCACUGCUUUGCCAACGAUUAUCUCCUAUUUAUGAGAUGCAAACAAGAGUCAACACUGACUGGUGGUGUUUUAAAAACAAUUUAAGUUAUUUGUAGUAUCUAUAUUUGUAUUUAUUUUGAUGAAUGUCUUUCAGCAGUUAUUAGUCUUAAUAUUGCUUUUACAUUAAUAUGUCCAUUCCAAAUAAAUUACUUGAAAUGUUCACUUUUUAUUACCA